GAACAACAUCCUGGAACGGACCUCUUAUCGACCAGCUUUUACACCUAGUCACCGUGGGACAAUUCAGGAAGAAACGAGUUCGCGAUAUCGAAUUUUUCGUGAGUCACGAGUCGAUGGUAUCGUACAUGUACAAUUGGAUUCCAUAAAAUGGACGCGCAGACCAAGGGUAACAGCGCAUCGACGCUCCAAUGGCCGGAUUAUCUUGUCAUCGGUGUAAUGCUGUCGAUCUCGUCCGGCAUUGGGCUUUACUACCGAUUCACCGGCGGCAGACAACGAACAGCCGAGGAAUACUUCUCCGCCAAUCGAUCGAUGGGCGCCAUUCCUCUGUCGAUCGCUCUGACGGUCUCUUUCAUGUCGGCGAUCACCCUGCUCGGAAUCAGCGCCGAAACUUACUCCCACGGCACGCAAUUCACCCUGUUAUACUUAGGCGGUUUCAUUGGUACACCGAUCAUCAUAUAUUUCUACCUUCCAGUCUUCUCCGAGCUGAAGAUCAUAAGCGUCUACGAGUACCUGGAGAAACGAUUCGGAGUUAAAGCACGAUUGUUGACGAGCCUCACCAACUUCCUGCAAUUGAUACUGUAUACCGCAGUAGUACUCUUCGCGCCUUCAUUGGCCCUAGAGGCAACGACUGGUCUGUCGGGCGACAUGAGCGUCCUGCUGAUCGGUCUGAUCUGUACCUUCUACUCGACCGUAGGUGGUAUCAAGGCUGUGUUGAUCACGGAUGUGUUUCAAGGAAUACUGAUGUUCGCUGCACUUGCUAGCGUUCUCGGGGUUGCGAGUAGCGUCCUCGACGGAGGCUUGUCCAACGUGUGGAGUAUCGCUCAGAAGGGCGGACGAAUCGAUUUCUUCGAUUUCAGAUUCGAUCCUACGAUACGACACACGUGGUGGUGUAUGCUGAUCGGAGGGACGACCCUAUUCUUGUCCCUCUACGCCGUGAACCAGGUUCAGGUGCAGCGUUUACUCGCCGCAAAGAGCACGAAGGCGGCGCAAAACGCGCUUAUACUGAGCGGUCCGAUCACUUUGUCGCUGGGAAGUCUGACAGCGUUCUCUGGCCUGGUACUCUACGCCAUUUACAAGGACUGUGAUCCAUUCAAGUCCGGUCAGAUCUCAUCCUUCGACAAAAUAGUGCCCUUCUUCGCGGCCAAUAAGAUGUCACGAUUCCCAGGCACGGCUGGUCUCUUUAUCGCGGGUGUCUUUAGCGCAAGCCUCAGCACCAUAUCCGCCGCGUUGAAUUCCCUAGCCGCAGUAGAGUUGGAGGAUUACGUGAAACCCGUGUGCAACAAGCUUGGCGUGCACAUCCCCGAUGAAAGAGCAACGCUGAUCGGCAAAGUGCUCGUCGUGGCAAACGGUUUCGUUUGCUUGGCUCUGGCCUACUUGUGCAAAGCGAUAGAAAACAUGGUUGAAGCAGCAGUUGGAAUCACUGGGGCGAUUGCCGGGCCUCUCCUUGGCAUCUUCACACUGGGGAUGUUCUUCGAAAGCGCGAACGAGACGGGAGCCAUUGUGGGAACGAUUACCGCGUUGAUAAUUUGCUUUUGGUCGAUGAUUGGAAAGUAUGGCUUAAAGGCACCGAAUCUUCCGCUGUCCAUUGCUGGCUGCGACAGAAAUAUCCUUCUGGCUAAUUACGGCAAACUUCCAACGUUCACCGAUACCACUCCGAAGUUUUACCUGUACCGCAUUUCAUACAUGUGGUACAGCCCCAUGGGGUUGUUCAUCACGUUGGUUGUCGGAUAUUUAACGAGCUUGGCUGCGAAGAGGAUAUUCCACAAGAACGCGCGUGAACCGGAUCCCAAUUUGUUCGUCCCUCUCCUGGCAUCCAGAAUCAGACGUCGACGACUAAACGCAGACAAGACCACGAACAGUCAAAUGUUCGUUUUGGAGUCCAGAAAAUGAGACGAGCAAGCGAACUACAUUUUCACGAAGGAUACUGGUUCUUCAAAGUGAUUCUACGCUGAACUUCUUCAUAGACAUCUCUCGCAAGAUCGACUAGAAGAUCCGGAUGUCCAAAUUAAUUGACUGUUUACGAUCACUUUUUACUACAUCUGCGAGAGCUACAAUACUGACUCCUGAAUCCGAACUCGGAGACUAACAUUAGGUUUUCAAGCUUAUUCUGCACCAGACAUCUACACGGACAUUCAGCGUAGAAUCAGUCAGACCUAGAUAAAAUACUACCCGAAUAAGAGAUGACGAAUAAUGUAGCUAUUCAUUUGUUAUGUGUAUUCGAUCAACCAACUACUCAGAUAAACUUACGAUCAUUCAAUGAGAGAUUUAAUUUAAUUUUAUGAAUCGAAUUGUAAGUUUUAUAUAGCAAAUAACAAAUCGAAAGCUGCCUAUUUUUUAUUUAUUAUGAUAAGUAAACUGCGAAUUUUAUUCAUUUAUGAUACAAGCGAAUACGACAAAUAUAUAUUAAACAUAACGAAAAUGUUUUGCACUUAUGCAAAACGAAUAUUAAUUAAUCUUAUUAUAAUAGUUAAUAGAAUAUAUUUUACAUACAUGUUCUAUGUUUUCCAUAUUAGUGUACGGCAUAAAUGUAUAAAAUUCGGAGUCAAAUAAUAAGAAUUUAUGAUGUUUACAUCUUUUGAUUUCAACUUGAACGAUUAAUUAAUAGAACACUGAAAAAUGCCUGCAGCAUUGAACAAUGAGGCCUAUGUAUUAUGUAUUAUUACUACAUAACGAUACUACCAUUACCAACAUUUGUAUAUAGAUUUUAUUAGAUCAACUUAUUAGAUUGUAACAUUAUUUACUACAUACAUAUGUGUUCCACGCAGAACUUCUAUACCUUUCGGUUAUUCUACCAUAUUGUUUUCUAUGCAAGAAUGUUAUUUCUUUAUUUAAAGAGGACAAUACUCUUCAACGUUCAAUAUGUCGUUUAUAUAAUAAAUAACGAAUAAAACAGAUGCUUAAUAAAACAAUAUCGAUUACCUUUGAUACAUACAGGAACAAAGAAGAAAAAGGGUACUUUAAGAUCAAAUGGAUAAAUGUACUACUCCAAUGUUUUAAGAAAUAGAUUCCUCUUGAAUAAUAUUAGGUUCACCCAAGAGGCCAAAAGUUUCUUUCGCAACGUAUACUCAACUGUUUUGUCUGACAGCGUUUAUAUAACUAAACUAUCGAACUUAAUCGAACCAUUCGAGCACUUACAAAAUAAUACGUAUCAAAUUAUUCAAAUAGUCCCAACUCUAGUUCAAAGCCAAAUUAUUUAAUACCAUCGUACGCGCCAAAUGUAAUAUCGAUCGAUUCAACUAUGUUUCUAUCAAUGAUACUCGUUAAUAAAAUAU
This is a messenger RNA of Hylaeus volcanicus, 3272 nucleotides long. Its product is annotated as putative sodium-dependent multivitamin transporter. NCBI's taxonomy places the organism in Eukaryota, Metazoa, Arthropoda, Insecta, Hymenoptera, Colletidae. Gene Ontology annotation, biological process: sodium ion transport; transmembrane transport. Gene Ontology annotation, cellular component: membrane. The transcript has 8 exons. Gene Ontology annotation, molecular function: symporter activity. The coding region runs from base 148 to 1890 and encodes 580 amino acids. The record is from RefSeq and is a predicted model, not a curated record.